UGUGCGCUCCCAGCAACGCUCGCUGCAGCAGCCGGUACCGGCACCAACGAGCAGUGCCGGCCCGACCGCCGCCUCAGCCCCCAGCGGCACGGCGCCGCUUCCCGCCGCCCUGAGGCGGAGGGGCCGCGGAAGGCGGGGCGGCCGGACUCGUUUCGCCGCCGAGCGGAGCCGACCGCGGCCGCCCCAGCACCGCCUCCUCCCCUCCCCGCUCUCCUCCCGCCUCGAGGGGGCGGAGGGUCCGGGGUGCAGCGCUGUGCGUGUGCCCGCAGCUCCCGUGGCCGUGCUUCCGCGCUCCGCUCCCGCCGCCCUCACUCGCAGUGCCGCGCUCUCCGCUCCCUCUGUUCCUCCGCUGCCCCUUCCCAGCCAGCCGGGGCUGCGCCUGCCAGUCUUCUUCCCCCGCAUUCUGGAGGCUCCCAAUAUGUUCAGCGCCGUCCGCGCUCAGAGGCACCAGGUUAUGAUGCAUGAUUAUCACAGAAGAAAUUCAUGUCUAUAGCUCAGAAGGACUAUAUUACAUCAUCUUCAAGCCUGAUAGUUUUGGAAUCCAUAUUGCAGCUGCAAACACACGUCUGCUUUUGCAUUUCCAAAAACAUCUUCCCUGUCAGGAGAUCCUGAAACUCAAGUGCUCUAACACAGUGAUACCAUUGGGCUAUUUUAAAUUUACAGUCAUAUAUUUGCUUGCCAGACCAACACCAAAAUGAUUCCCAACGGAUAUUUGAUGUUUGAGGAUGAGAACUUCAUCGAGUCAUCUGUUGCCAAACUCAAUGCCUUACGAAAGAGCGGCCAGUUCUGCGACGUCCGCCUCCAGGUAUGUGGACAUGAGAUGCUGGCGCACCGAGCCGUGCUGGCGUGCUGCAGCCCCUACCUGUUUGAAAUCUUCAACACUGACAGCGACUGUCAUGGGGUUUCCCAUGUGAAAUUUGAUGAUCUCAACCCAGAAGCUGUUGAAGUUCUGCUGAAUUAUGCCUAUACUGCUCAGUUAAAAGCUGAUAAAGAGCUGGUGAAAGAUGUAUACUCUGCAGCAAAGAAGUUGAAGAUGGAGAGGGUUAAGCAGGUUUGUGGUGACUAUUUGCUCUCCAAGAUGGACGUGCAGAGCUGCAUCUCGUACCGGAACUUUGCCAGCAGCAUGGGAGACUCUCGGUUGUUGAACAAGAUCGAUGGCUACAUUCAGGAACACCUUGUAGAGAUUUCAGAACAGGAGGAAUUUCUCAAGCUCCCACGCUUAAAGCUUGAAAUAAUGCUGGAAGAAAAUGUUGGCCUACCCAGCAAUGGCAAAUUGUACACAAAGGUAAUCAACUGGGUACAGCGCAGCAUCUGGGAGAAUGGAGGCAGCCUGGAAGAUCUAAUGGAAGAGGUGCAAACGCUGUACUACUCAGCUGAUCACAAGCUGCUUGAUGGAAAUCUGCUAGAUGGACAGGCUGAGGUGUAUGGCAGUGAUGAUGACCACAUUCAGUUUGUGCAGAAGAGACCACCACGUGAGAAUGAUCACAAGCAGAUCAGUAGCAGCUCCUCUGGAAGUCUUUCUCCAAAUGCUACUGUUCAGAGUCCUAAACACGAGUGGAAAAUCAUUGCUUCAGAGAAGACUUCGAGUAACACGUACCUGUGCCUGGCCGUGCUGGACGGGGUGCUGUGCGUCAUCUUCCUGCACGGCCGCAACAGCCCGCAGAGCUCCCCCUCGAGCACCCCGCGGCUGCUGAAGAGCCUGAGCUUCGAGCUGCAGCCCAGCGACCUCAUCGAGAAGCCCAUGUCCCCCAUGCAGUACGCGCGCUCGGGGCUGGGCACGGCCGAGCUGCACGGCAAGCUGAUCGCCGCGGGGGGCUACAACAGGGAGGAGUGCCUGCGCACCGUGGAGUGCUACGACCCCGAGAAGGACACCUGGACGUUCAUCGCACCCAUGAGGACGCCGAGGGCCCGGUUCCAGAUGGCAGUGCUGAUGGGGCAGCUGUAUGUCGUGGGUGGGUCAAACGGCCACUCGGAUGACUUGAGCUGUGGGGAGAUGUACGAGCCUGAGAUCGAUGACUGGACCCCUGUUCCGGAGCUGAGGACCAACCGCUGCAACGCAGGAGUGUGUGCCCUGAAUGGAAAGCUGUACAUUGUGGGUGGUUCUGAUCCCUAUGGCCAGAAAGGACUGAAGAACUGUGAUGUGUUUGAUCCUGUGACAAAGGCUUGGACGAGCUGUGCUCCCCUUAACAUCCGGAGGCACCAGUCGGCUGUGUGUGAGCUGGGGGGGUACCUGUACAUCAUCGGCGGGGCCGAGUCGUGGAACUGCCUCAACAGCGUGGAGCGCUACAACCCCGAGAACAACACGUGGACCCUGAUGGCGCCCAUGAACGUGGCGCGGCGCGGCGCCGGCGCGGCCGUCCGUGACGGAAAGCUGUUUGUGGCUGGAGGGUUUGACGGCACGCACGCGGUGAACUGCGUGGAGAUGUACGACCCUGCCAGGAACGAGUGGAAGAUGAUGGGCAGCAUGACCACGCCCAGGAGCAACGCUGGCAUCACCACCGUGGCCAACACCAUUUAUGCAGUGGGGGGCUUUGAUGGCAACGAGUUCUUGAACACACUUGAGGUCUACAAUCCAGAGUCAAACGAGUGGAGCCCCUACACCAAAAUUUACAAGUUUUAAGUGAAUUAAAUUCCCUUUUCAAACUAACAGGCUUAGUGAUGUAAUUGUGUUUCAGUAGAGGUACACCUGUGAAUAGGGGUGGGGAGGGCAUAGAUGUUGCCAACAGCAACACAGAGCUUUUGCAUAUUGCAUAUUAAUGUGCUGUAUAUAUUUGUUUUGGAAAAAAUAUUCAGAUGAAGGUUUUUUUUGUGUAUUUUAGAACUUUAAAGGUUUUGGUUUUGUUUUAAGAUUUUGAUGAUAACGCAAGAGAAACUAGACUGGGCAUAUCAUUUCAGGAGCUUCCCCCAGUGUUUGUCACUUUGCACAUUGGAUGACUUCCUGGAGGUGUGUUCUUGGGGCAGGAAGGGUAAGGUUUGUGGGGGAUAAUGUUUUUUUUUCUUUCAUCAGGCCUUGGUUUCCUUCAGUAACUGGAACAAUCUGUAACAAGAAGCCUUAUUUAAAUAGAUAUAAUGGCUAUUUUUUUUAUUAAAAAAGCUGACAUGCCUCUGCUAAUACCUUAUCUUUUACAAUUGCCUUUUUAUAACAGUUUUUAUAUACUCAGCAGAGUGUUUUGUCUCUUGAAAUGCAAAUGGCAGAUAAAUGGUUAUUGAAACAAAGAGAGAGCCUUGGAGUUUCUCUAGAGCCCCAGUGGGACAUUGGAUUGCCCCCACAGGUGAGCUGCAAUAAUGUGAGUUAGUCUGCACCACUUUCCUUAGAGCUGCACAGGGUUUCUGGACAUGACACACCCAGACUUCCUAGGGUGGGAAAAGGAUUCUGGCUCCAAGUAUUUUGAAGAGAAGGCAGAGUGUGCUUUCUGUACAGCAGUUUUGUUACUCUGGGUGAGCUGAUCUUUGUACAACAGUUUGGGGAGGGGGUUCUCAUGGGUUUUAAACUCUUGCCAGCUGGCAAAGAAAAUGUGUUGUAGUACCUGUCUUAAGUUUAUUUUUCUAAUAUUACCAGCUGGAAGUGUGAUAGAACACAAAUAACUUGAUUUUGUAUGUGCUCAUAGUCCUGAUUUAGUUCACUUUCUCUAUUCCUAUGGAUCAGACAUUGGGGUGGGAUAACUUGGUGUCUAAUGUGUAGUGCUGCACAUCUAACUCUGGGUGCCAAAACUAGCACUGACUGCUUGCUGCUGCUGCAAACACAUUAAAGGUACCUUUUGGGAAACCCUUGCACCACAGGCGUGCCCUGA
Oenanthe melanoleuca is the source of this 3791-nucleotide messenger RNA. It is a transcript of the gene IVNS1ABP, whose product is annotated as influenza virus NS1A binding protein. Lineage: Eukaryota; Metazoa; Chordata; Aves; Passeriformes; Muscicapidae. Gene Ontology annotation, molecular function: protein binding. The coding region runs from base 695 to 2620 and encodes 641 amino acids. The transcript is spliced from 15 exons. The record is from RefSeq and is a predicted model, not a curated record.